CGUUCCGGCAGAAUUAUUUGAAUGUGACUACCCUGAACAUAGCAUCGCAAUCAUGUAGCAGCAGCGACGUUCACGCGUCAACUGUCAACGGGUAUACCUAUAAGAAGCAUAAGCCAACGGUGCUGGUAACCUAUAAAAUGCAAAAGAGAAAAUUUUUAUAAUCGCGUUGACAUUUAUUUCCUAUUGAAUGAAGAUGGGACGUUUAGCAGAGCUUGCCGGAGAUGGGGAGUCUGGAGAAAAAUCACGAACUUUUGUAUUCCAGGACGAGGGUCAUACUUUGGGAAAUGCUCUUCGAUCAAUUAUUGCUCAAUAUCCAGAUGUUCAAUUCUGUGGUUAUACGGUGCCCCAUCCUGCAGAGACUAAGAUGCACUUCAGAAUACAGGCAAAGUCUGGUCGUGCCGUUGAUAUAUUGAGGAAGGGUUUAGAAGAUCUGGAGAAAGCCUGCGAACAUACUGCCAAAGCUUUUGAUACCGCAUGGCAGGCCUCCCGUUAAAAUUCACAUGAGUGACUUGUUUGGAGACAAUUGUGAGAUACAAGGGAUGUUUGUAUUAUGAAUCCUCUCUUAUGACUUGGAGAAGUGAACCUGAUUUGUCGUCAGUUUCAAAUCAAUUUUGUGUCUUUACUUAGAAUAGAUUGGCACAACAACAGAA
This is a messenger RNA of Neodiprion fabricii, 650 nucleotides long. It is a transcript of the gene l(2)37Cg, whose product is annotated as probable DNA-directed RNA polymerases I and III subunit RPAC2. Gene Ontology annotation, cellular component: RNA polymerase III complex; RNA polymerase I complex. Gene Ontology annotation, molecular function: protein dimerization activity; DNA binding; DNA-directed RNA polymerase activity. NCBI's taxonomy places the organism in Eukaryota, Metazoa, Arthropoda, Insecta, Hymenoptera, Diprionidae. The coding region runs from base 188 to 493 and encodes 101 amino acids. The record is from RefSeq and is a predicted model, not a curated record. Gene Ontology annotation, biological process: DNA-templated transcription. The transcript has 4 exons.